Lachancea nothofagi CBS 11611 is the source of this 687-nucleotide messenger RNA. Lineage: Eukaryota; Fungi; Ascomycota; Saccharomycetes; Saccharomycetales; Saccharomycetaceae. The record is from the annotation of a GenBank genome assembly.
AUGUCCCAGUACGGUUUCAUUAAAGUUCCGAGGAACAUCGAAGUUGCUACAGCCAACUGCAAGCCACCAACACCUCAACAGUUAACCUCGCUUCCAACCAGCCCGUUGGCCAGGUUCAUUUUGGAUUAUGCGACUGAAGAACUUCCAAGCCGCGUGUUUUACCAUUCCCUACGUGUUUUUCAAUACUCGGCUUCCAUCAUAAAUGAUCACUUUUCGAACUGGAAUCUCGACUUUGAGGUAUUGUUUAUAACGUGUUUGCUCCAUGACAUUGGGACUACUAAAAAAAACAUGCUUGCAACCAAGAUGUCUUUCGAGUUCUUUGGCGGAUUGAUAUCAAGAGAUCUUAUCCUUGACAGAACUGGCGGCGACAAUGAUUACGCUGACGCAGUGUCGGAGGCAAUCAUUCGUCACCAAAUGUUGGGAGAGACUGGCUUUAUUACUUCGCUGGGACUAGUGUUGCAAAUAGCCACACUUGUGGAUAACAUCGGACGUAGCACACAUUUGGUCCAUGUUGAUACCCUGAAUGCCAUCAAUCUCAAAUACCCCAGAGAAGGCUGGUCAUCUUGCUUCGCAAAGGUCAUUGAUAAAGAAAACGCUGAGAAGCCUUGGGGUAACACUAGUGCUCUAGGUGUUGAACAUUUUAGAAAUGACGUCUUACAUAACCAGUUUGAGUACAGCAAAUCAUAG